Messenger RNA from Galleria mellonella (greater wax moth), 3192 nucleotides. Its product is annotated as ubiquitin domain-containing protein 2. The coding region runs from base 126 to 833 and encodes 235 amino acids. Gene Ontology annotation, molecular function: protein binding. Lineage: Eukaryota; Metazoa; Arthropoda; Insecta; Lepidoptera; Pyralidae. The record is from RefSeq and is a predicted model, not a curated record. The transcript has 4 exons.
CAAUCACAAAACUUAACUCAUAUAGCUAAAUCUUUUUUGACAGCCAACUAUCUGGAUAUAAUGUUAUUUGUUAGAUAUUUUUUUGUAAAUAUUUGCUAGUCGAGCAAUUGUAUAAUGUGAUCACAAUGGGCGGUUGCAUUGGUAUAACUAGGAGCAGAAGCGGUCCAAUCGAAGAAUCAUCUGGGACGGUGUCGCGUCCUAAUUCCGGCGGGCUGAGGAAGAAUCAGUCGCUGUGUCAUGAAACAAUAAGAUGGAAAUCUGACGUGCCACUUACUGAAGGACAGUUGAGGAGUAAACGAGAUGAGUUCUGGGACACUGCCCCAGCCUUCGAGGGCCGCAAGGAGAUCUGGGAUGCUCUGCGAGCGGCAGCGGUGGCAGCUGAAGCGAUGGACUUUCAACUGGCACAAGCCAUUCUGGAUGGAGCUAGUGUUUCUGUACCUAAUGGAUAUCUCACUGAAUGCUAUGACGAAUGGGGAACUAGAUAUCAGGUACCAAUAUACUGCCUGUCGCCACCUAUAAACAUGGUGAAGGAGGCGAGCGGGCGCGACUCGCCGGCCGAGUGGUCGGAGCCGGUGGAGGGCGGCGCCGAGCUCACGCUGCGGCUGCGCCUCUCCAGCACCUGCAAGGACGUCGACCUGGCCGUCUACUCGCGCCACACCAUAGCGCAGUGCAAGAACAAGUUGCAUGCGCAAGAGAACAUAGAGCCAUGGCGGCAGCGCUGGUUCUACAGCGGGAAGCUGCUCGGCGACCGGCUGCUGGUGGAGGAGGCGAGGAUCACGCCCGGCUACGUGGUGCAGGUGAUCGUCAGCACCGACCCGCAGCCGCCCAGCUAGUCACCCUCGCACCACACGGCCGCGUACACCACACGACCACACACACUAAGUAGACGUCUUUGUGUACAUUUGAGUCUGUUGCGACCAAGUCUAACAUUGCAAUAACCAAUACAACCAAUCAACCAAUCAUUUAUUUAAUCAAUAAACUUGAUACAGUUGGGCGUAUAUUAAACAAACAAAAUUAAUUGCCGAAAAUAUUGUCUUAUUGGGAUAAACUUAUUAUUUAUUAACAAUAUGAGAAUCUGUAAUCAUUGUGUGUGUAAUGAUUAGCUCAAAGUGUACAAUUUCUGGUUUAUGAUGUAUAUAUAUUAAAAAUUUAUAGUGAUUAAAGCGAAUAACUUAUUCAUUGCUCACAAAUUAAAAUAAUUAGGUCAUGCUGUGUGAUUACUGAUCAAUUGUCUACAUGCAGUGAUUGGUUCACGGCCUGCAAUGAUUGGUUCAUAGACUGCAAUGAUUGGUUCAUGGCCUGCAAUGAUUAGUUCAUGGCCUGCAAUGAUAGGUUCAUAGCCUGCAAUGAUUGAUUCGUUGCCUGCAAUAAUAUUGCUAUUUGGUUAAUUGAUUUACAAGAUUUUGUCGCUGCAGAUACGGCCACGGCUUUUAUUUAUAACUGUCAACUAAGUGUUUUGUUUCAAUGAAAAUGAAGUACUCGGUACUUUCAUUUAAUUAAAGUUACUUUUGCUGGAUGAAAUGAUGAGGCUGACAUGUUCAAGUGUUAAUAUCAAACGUAGAAAGAAUUGUCCAAUUACGUUAACGCAAUUCUAUUGAUAAACAAGGGAUUCGUUAAUUAACAAUAUUGGUAAUGUUUAAAAUGGACAAGUCAUUAAAUAUUCUAAUAGUUUAAUUAUUUAAUUAAUAUGUUUACAUAAGUAAUACUCAUCUCUCACUGAAUAACAAAAGUGUAAUUAUUGUGAAUGAUGGUCAGUUGCAAGUUGUACAAAUACAUAACUCGUUUUAAAUAUAUUUUAUUGUUUAAAGUGAUAAUGAAAUAAUUUUAGUUUUGAAACGACUGUCGUAGAGAAAUAGUAUACAAUGCAUGAAAAUAUAUAAUAGAAUAUUACGUUUAUGUCAAAUCGAAUAUGGUGUAAGUAUAAAAAGACUGUAAAUAGUAUAUGACAGAGACGUCUACAUAUACAGCUCUGGAACAACAUAAUCCAUGAAAUGAUAUUAUAUUCUAAAAAUAUAUAAAUUUUAACUGUAUAAUGAACAAGCUGAACGUAAAUGUAAGGGUUGUAUAACAAUUUUACAGUAAACACUAGUAUUAUAAAUAUGUAUAAAUAAUUAAUAUUCACGGUUAUCAUAAAAAUAUAAAAUGUAUUUGUUUGUUUGUUUGAAAUUGCUUUAUGUCAUUUCGUAAGUUAGGUUUUUUUUUUUUGAUGGGUGAAAAUGGUAUGGUAACCCCGCCUGCGCUAACGGGAUACGCCGGCGGAGCACCAGUGAAGGGUGACAGAUGAGAAUGAAAACAGGCUAGUUAGCCCAUUAUGAUGAAUUUAUCAGGAAUUAACCAUGAUAGUUUCCAGGGGGAACCGCGAGGUUGACCUGGUUGGGUAUAUUGCUAGCAAUGGGAUUCUCAGUCUCCAUUACUAACAAUCCCUUUCCCCCUCGUAAGUUAGGUAGGGAGCUUAUAAUAGUUGAUUUGUAUCAUCCAUUUUAUAUAAUCAAAUUGAAUUGGUCUCGUCCUGUGGAUCUUAUAUAAAUGGGCUGCAUACUACUGCAGUUAGCCGGGUUAUAUGAAAUGAAUGUUUCACGUCACGCCCUACUGGCUAGGCAGACUGGAACGAGUUUCAAAGGCCUCUAAAUCUUAGUUCUUGUAAGUAUAUAUUCACUUAAAAUGGCUACUUUAAACUAAUCACGAUGAAAUUGUCUGUGUAGAUUUAAAGCUAUUUCAAACAAACAACUAUAUAGAUAUGUUAUUUUUAUAUAUUAGUAUAAUUAAUUAUUACAUUUGGCUAACAUUGUUUCGGUUUAGUGUUGUAUUUAUGUUAAAUUUUCAAUCGAUUUCAAAUUUGAUUGAAGUAUGAGUCACUUCAAUCAAAUUUGAAAUUGUGGGCUGUAUCGGUCAGUUUGAUUACUUUAUUUAACUAUGCGUUGUAUUUGUUGGCAAAUAUCGAUUUCUUUGUAGUGUAGUAACGAAAAUAUAUAUGUGAAGGAAGCCCCAAUAUAUAUAUAUAUAUAUAUAUAUAUAUAUGUAUAGUGUAAAAUAUAUAUGGAGCAAUGACUGCGAGAUAGUUAAAUUAUUCAACUACUAAUAACGUUAACUGGCGUAGUACCACUUAUCAGCGUCUGUGUACGUGUGUCAAGUAAAUGGAUGUUAUAGUGUGAGAGCUAGCGGUCAGAUUGAACAGUGUCUGUAUUAUAAAAU